AUGACGCUCAAGACCAGCGAGCCGGAAGUGCCCGAGCCGACCGGCUCGGGCAUGAAGAACCAGUACCUGUGUCUGACCAUCUGCGGUUACCGCAAGCCGGGCAUGAGCGAAGAGGCGUACCGCAACCACAUGGUCAACGUGUCGGCGCCCCUCACCAAAGACCUGAUGGUCAAGUACGGCGUCAAGCGGUGGACGCAGAUCCACAACCAGAGCAGCACGCGCGCACUAAUGGCGCAGCUGUACGACCACCAGAUGGCCAACGUGGCCGACUUCGACUGCUUCAGCCAGGUCGUCUUCAAGAGCCUCGAGGACUACAAGCGCAUGAAGCAGGACCCGUGGUACCAGGAGCACCUGGUCGGCGACCACGAGAAGUUUGCCGACACCAAGCGGAGCAUGAUGACGAUUGGGUGGGUGGAGGAGUUUGUCCGGGACGGCGAGGUGGUGGACGGAUUCAAGGAUAGCUAG
Molecule: messenger RNA, 465 nt
Organism: Lasiosphaeria miniovina
Lineage: Eukaryota; Fungi; Ascomycota; Sordariomycetes; Sordariales; Lasiosphaeriaceae
Product: EthD domain-containing protein
Exons: 3
Coding region: 1-465 (154 amino acids)
Molecular function (GO): oxidoreductase activity
Source: RefSeq, a predicted model, not a curated record